GAUGUGUGCCACUGCUUUUCAGUAGAUCAGCUGAACUGAUCUCACCAUGUUUAUCCACUGUAAACUGGUAAUACUGAUACUCGUGCUGACUCUUGAUGGCCAAGUUCAUACAGGGGAAAUCUAUGGGGGUCAUGAGGCUGUGCCACAUAGCAGGCCAUACAUGGUGCUUUUGGUGCGGCACAUGCCGGAUGGUACUACAAGACACUGUGGUGGCUUCCUUCUGAAUGAGGAUUUUGUGAUGACUGCAGCCCACUGCCAAAAUGGAUCAGUUUACAGGAAAUGUAUUAGACAACAGGCACAUGUGAGCACUAGGGAAAUUUUAAUUGAUAUUUCAACUUCAUAUUUGUGUUUUUUUUUUUUUUAUCCGUUUCUGUUCCUCAUGUUGAGCUCCAAGGCAAAAUUCAGCAAAAAUGUGAGACCAAUUGUUCUCGCAGGCCAGGAUGAUGGUUCUCUCCCAAAGUCAUGUAUAGUCUCUGGUUGGGGAAGUUAUGACAAUGAGAAAUUAGUAGUAGAAGUACUCAUGGAAGUCAAUGUAACACUCAUUGACAGUGAGCAUUAUCGUAAGCACAACUUGUACUGCUCUGAGGGAUAGACCAGACCGGGUGAGGUAUGUACAUUUUUCUGACAUAACAUUGACAACAUAUGUUGGUCAACCAUAGUAAUUAAUUCAGAGUUGAUGAAAUCACUGCAUACUGUGUAUGUACUUCCAGGGAGACUUGGUCUGUGAAGAUGGGGAGGCAUAUGCGGUGGUGUCCUUCACCACACAAUACCCAAAUGGCCAGCAAACCUUUAGUCAGAUUCCUGACUAUAGAAGCUGGAUCAGUUUGAUUAUGAGCACUAGUGGAAAGCGCUACUAGAUCUAUCACUUACUUGAUCAAAUCACAAUAUUUGAAUUUACUGUUUGUGUAACAUUGGAGGGCUAAUAAUGGAGAAUAAUUCCACAGCAAUGCUUCAUUACUUCAUCUUCAACUAUGUUUCCAGGUUAUACAAAUGAUAAUUUUGUUUGGUGCGUUGACUCAAAAUAUUUUUCUGCAGCAGGGGGCUACGGACAUCACUAAUUACACUUUUUGUUAAUAAACAUUUAUUACAAAUGUAAAUCAAGCACAUGCAGGUUUUUUAAGGCUAGACUUUAACAAGCCAAUCAUGGCCAAAAAUGAAGUAUGGCUAUAAAUCAGAAGUCUUAUUGUAGACUUAAUUUUUAAAUGGGAUAUGAAGUUAGAUACAGUAUAUCAUCUGUUCUUAUAUUCAAUAUUAUAUACAUUACAUACAUUACUGCUUUGUGUGUCUUCCUACCAUCUUUUUAAAUAAUAAACUAUUGCUCUCUCACGAUGUUCUCAGUACCUCUGUUCACUCAUCUUUGAGUGUGAAUUUAUUCAACAAAAAGACAACACUGCCUCCUUGUGAAAAAAGUGUAAUGAUGCAGCAAAAAUAGGUCCACUGGCCACUUCUACAAGUCAGAACUGAUGUUUUCCUCUCUUUUAUAAGCUCUAAACCUUUUCAAUUUGGCAAAGAGUGGUCAAAGUGGACACUAAAAGCCUUUUUCUUAAUUUUCUAAUUAUACAUUACGUUUUGUUUUCUGUUUUAGAGAUUGUUUAGGCAUUAAAUAAGGCCGCCUUCCUUUAUUACUGUCACGAUCGGUGGUGUGG
This is a messenger RNA of Micropterus salmoides (largemouth bass), 1646 nucleotides long. Its product is annotated as granzyme D-like. The record is from RefSeq and is a predicted model, not a curated record. Gene Ontology annotation, biological process: proteolysis. Bases 47 to 592 code for a protein of 181 amino acids. NCBI's taxonomy places the organism in Eukaryota, Metazoa, Chordata, Actinopteri, Centrarchiformes, Centrarchidae. The transcript has 3 exons. Gene Ontology annotation, cellular component: intracellular membrane-bounded organelle; cytoplasm. Gene Ontology annotation, molecular function: serine-type endopeptidase activity.